Molecule: messenger RNA, 3721 nt
Organism: Panthera uncia (snow leopard)
Lineage: Eukaryota; Metazoa; Chordata; Mammalia; Carnivora; Felidae
Biological process (GO): proteolysis; DNA integration
Molecular function (GO): aspartic-type endopeptidase activity; RNA-DNA hybrid ribonuclease activity; nucleic acid binding
Source: RefSeq, a predicted model, not a curated record
AUGACUAAAGUCCUGGCCGCUAUAGUCCAGAAAGACCAGCCACCCCCAGAAGGCACUCAAACAACACGCCCUCCCAGGCGGCACUUAAAGAUCAAUGCGUUUAUUGUAAAGAAAAAGGCCAUUGGAUACGAGAAUGCCCCAAGAAGAAACAACCCCGCCCCAGCCAAGGACAAUGUAUCUGAAAAAUCAUCCUGGGUACAAGGGGCCACCGGAAUAAAGAAGUACCCCUGGACAACUCAGAGGACUGUGGAUUUAGGAACUGGGAAGGUAACCCACUCUUUCCUGGUCAUUCCCGACAGCCCCUGCCCCCUGGUGGGGAGGGAUUUGCUUACCAAAAUGGGGGCCCAAAUUCAUUUCUAACCAGGAGGACCCACAGUGACUGACUUCCACAACCAACCCAUAUCUGUACUCACUGUUCAACUAGAAGAUGAAUAUAGACUCCAUCAGGAACCCACUCCUCUGGAUCAGGGCAUCAAGCCCUGGCUUCAAUGCUUCCCAGACGCGUGGGCAGAAACGGGUCGUAUGGGGCUAGCAAAACAUCUCCCAGCCCUAUGUAUAGAGGUCAAGCCCGGGACGGACCCCGUCCGCGUACGCCAAUACCCUAUGCCCGCGGAAGCCAAAAAUGGCAUCACACCGCAUAUCCGCCGCCUCCUUGACUUUGGGGUCCUACGCACCUACCACUCAGCAUGGAAUACCCCCCUGCUGCCUGUGUGAAAACCCAACAGUGGGGAAAACAGACCAGUGCAGGACCUGAGAGAAGUCAAUAAGCGGGUGGUGGACAUACAUCCAACCGUUCCUAACCCCUAUACUCUCCUGAGCGCCCUCAGCCCAGAAAAACAAUGGUAUACUGUUCUGGAUCUAAAAGAUGCUUUUUUCAGCCUACCACUAGCGCCUAAAAGUCAAGAGCUAUUUGCAUUCGAGUGGACAGAUCCAGACAAGGGCAUAAAUGGCCAGCUCACUUGGACCAGACUGCCACAAGGAUUCAAGAACUCUCCGACCCUGUUCGACGAGGCUCUACACGAAGAUUUAAGUGAGUACAGACAACACCCUAAUAUAACUCUCCUAUAGUAUGAUGAUCUCUUAAUAGCUGCCGAGACACCCGAAGCCUGCACCCAGGGAACCGAAGGUCUGCGAACUCUGGGAACCGCAGGCUACCAUGCCUCAGCAAAGAAGGCUCAGAUCUGCCAAUCAGAGGUAACUUACCUGGGCUACUUACUGACAGGGGGGCAACGUUGGCUAACGGAUGCCCAGAAGGGGACUGUCCUUCAUAUUCCCAGACCGCAGACACCAGACGCAUAUUCCCAGACGAGACAGGUGAGGGAAUUCCUAGGGUCGGCUGGGUUCUACAGACUAUGGAUACCAGGGUUUGCUGAAUUAGCAAAACCUUUAUACCAGGCAACAAAAGAUCAACAGCCCUUUAGUUGGACGGAAGAAGCCGAACAGGCCUUCCAACAAAUUAAAACUGCUCUGCUAUCAGCACCUGCCUUGGGACUUCCCGAUGUCUCCAAACCCUUCCACCUAUAUGUAGAUGAAAACCGAGGCAUAGCUAAGGCGGUGCUAACCCAGCAUUUAGGCCCUUGGCGCAGGCCAGUAACCUAUCUGUCUAAAAAGCUAGAUCCAGUGGCCCCCGGAUGGUCACCCUGUCUCCGGAUGAUUGCAGCCACUGCCCUAAUGGUAAAGGACGUUGAUAAGCUGACCAUGGGCCAAGAGCUACAAGUCACCACCCUGCAUGCCAUCGAGGGCAUCCUCAAGCAGCCUCCUGACCGAUGGCUGAGCAAUGCCCGACUCACUCAUUACCAGGGACUGCUGUUGAACCCCCUCAGGGUCAUCUUCACCCCCCCAAUGGCCCUGAACCCAGCAUCACUGCUGCCAGACCCAGACAUGGGAACCCCACUUCAUGACUGUGCCGACAUACUGGCUCAAGUUUAUGGGGUCCGGGAGGACUUGCAGGAUCAGCCAUUAUCGGACGCAGACGCCAUCUGGUUUACCGACGGAAGCAGCUUCGUUCACCAAGGACAAAGGUAUGUGGGGGCAGCCAUCACUCCAGAGACCGAGGUGGUGUGGGCAGAAGGUCUACCCCCCGGAACCUUGGCCCAGAAGGCUGAGUUAAUAGCCUUAACCCAGGCCCUAAAGUUAGGAAGAGACCUCAAGCUAACCGUGUACACUGAUAGCUGAUAUGCCUUCACCACCGCUUAUGUACAUGGGGCGAUAUACAGAGAAUGGGGGCUCCUCACAGCUGAAGGGAAAGACAUCAAAAAAGAGAUUCUAGCCCUGCUAGUAGCCUUAUGGGAACCCAAAAAGCUAGCAAUUGUGUAUUUCCCAGGACACCAGAAGACAACCGACCCAGUUUCCCGGGGCAACAAUUUGGCCGAUCAGACUGCAAAAAAACAUAGCUCAGCCCCCAGUGCAAUUGCUGACCCUACAGCUUAUUCAGAAAGCUACAUUCAAUGGAUGAGUAAACUUCCUAUGACCUGAAUCAAAGAUGGCUGGUGGAGAGACUCAAAAAGCAACAUUAUACUCCCAGAUAAACUAGGAUGGAAAGUUCUAGAGUGGAUCCAUUGCAGCACCCACUUAGGUUCCCGGCGAAUGUUGGACUUACUGAGACAGACUGGACUAAAAAUCAGAAAUGUCUCUGAUAAGGUCGAUCAAGUAGUCACUAAAUGUACAGUGUGCCAACUCAACAAUGCGAGUAACAAUCCUCAGACAACAGGGGUAAGACAAAGAGGGAGCAGACCGGGGACCUAUUGGGAAGUAGAUUUCAUUGAGGUAAAACCAGGAAAAUAUGGAUAUAAGUAUUUGCUAGUUUUUGUAGAUAACUUUUCAGGAUGGACUGAAGCCUUUCCAACCAAGAAGGAAACGGCACAGAUUGUAACCAAAAAGAUCCUGGAAGAAAUCCUGCCCAGGUAUGGUUUUCCAGUAAUGAUAGGGUUAGACAAUGAACCUGCAUUCGUCUCUAAGGUAAGUCAGGGACUGGCUUCCAUACUUGGGGCUGAUUGGAAAUUACAUUGUGCAUACCGACCCCAAAGCUCAGGACAGGUAGAGAGAAUGAACAGAACAUUAAAGGAGACCCUAACCAAAUUGACCAUGGAGACUGGUGCUAGUUGGGUGGUCCUUCUCCCCUAUGCUCUGUUCAGGGUGCGUAAUUCCCCAUACAAACUGGGACUCACACCCUAUGAAAUAAUACAUGGUAGACCACCCCCCAUCAUCCCUAACCUAAAAGAUAACCUUGUCAAAGCUGAGAACGAUAAUAGUCUUGAAUUCUUGUUCUCCCUACAAGCCUUGCAGAGGGUCCAUGAAGAUGUAUGGUCCAAAAUAAAAGAACUCUAUGAGACUGGACCCCAACCUAUUCCACAUCAAUUCCGGCCAGGGGAUUGGGUCCUCAUCAAACGUCAUCGGCAGGGAACUCUGGAGCCCAGGUGGAAAGGACCCUUCCAGGUCAUCCUGACAAUGCUUACUGCCAUCAAAGUAGAUGGACUCGCCACCUAGAUCCAUUUCGCCCACACCAAACCAGGGACCUCCUGGACUGUUGAUCGGACUAAGGACAAUCCUUUAAAAUUGACCCUACACCGCCAACGGACUGAGCCGUAACUAUGGUACUUGCCCUCCUCUUGAUUGUUCUGCAAAUUCUGUCUGUAAAUCCAAACCCCCACAACCCCUAUAAUUUGACAUGGGAAAUUACUAAUUUAGAGACUCAUGAAGUCUACAACAAAACCCUAGGAAC